Messenger RNA from Rangifer tarandus platyrhynchus (Svalbard reindeer), 357 nucleotides. The record is from the annotation of a GenBank genome assembly. NCBI's taxonomy places the organism in Eukaryota, Metazoa, Chordata, Mammalia, Artiodactyla, Cervidae.
AUGCCCAGGCACGACACGGCACACCCCUAUCAGGGGCGGAGGCCGGUGCAGGGCGUCGCCGCUCUCUCACCUCGCAGGAACGCAGCGCUCGCUGCCUCAGUCCAGGUUCCUGCCCUGACCCGGGUCCCCAGGUGCCGCUCCGUCCUCACUGCCGGCCGAGAAGCAAGAUCCCGCCCGCGCUCCGGUUCCCGGGGCUGCUACGCGGAAGCCCGGGCGGAGGAAGCGCGGCGCGCACGGCCCCGCCUCUCCGGCCCGCGGGAGCCAAUCGGAGCCAGGGGCCGCCGCGCACGCGCCCUGCCUCCCGCUCUCGCGCGCCCGUCCCUCGCAAGCUCACGCUUAUGCUGGCCGCUAGCCUAA